AUGCGGCACUUGCUAACAGCCGCGUGGGCCGCGCUGGGUGCCAGUCACAUCGCGCACGCCGACGUGCCAGUGCCCUCGGUCCCGCUGAACGUGGCGCUGGACGUGCUGGGGCCCGACGCACUCGCUCUUGCUUGGGAACCGCCCGCGACGGACGGCGGCUCGCCCGUGUCGGCGUAUUUGGUGGAAUGGGACCCGGAUCCGGGUGUUCGCGAAGUGCAAGUGGUGCAGACAAGGGCCAAUACCGGCGCGAACGAGGUGCAGACUGUGCAGACAUACGCGAAGCGCGUGAAGGAGAUCCAGCGCGUGACCACGAGCGCCACGGCUGUGUCGGAAGUACAGACGAUCACGACGAGCGCGGCGCCAGGAGAGACACUGGGCGGGGUCUUUACCAUCCAGUUGGACACAACAAAGACCGGUGGCAGCGUACAGCGGUCUGGAGUCAUCGGGUUCAAUGCCCCCGCGUCUGGAGAUCGAUCAGGUGUGAUGGAGAUUUUAAAUUCCAUGUUGAAUAUAGGACCGACAGGUGUACAGAGUGUGCAAAAGACGACGGCAGACGCACAGGGAGGCAUCACGUGGACCAUCACGUUCAGUACGGCGAUGGGUGACGUGCCGCAGCUCACGCUUUCGAGCAGUUUCCUGACGGGAAGUGGCGCGAACGUGGUGAUAAACACACCAAAACAAGGCAACGUGAUCGAUGGUGGUUUUUUCACGUUGAGAUUCAUGGGAAGCACGACGAAGGAUCUGGAGGCAGAUAUCAGCGACGCUGGGAUGCAGAAGGCGCUAGAAGAUCUCGCCUCGAUCGAGUCUGUGGAUGUCACGCGCGUCGGCCCGGACGCACAGCACGGAUACUACUGGGACGUCACGUUUACAGGAGACUCCAAUUCGGGCGACCUGCCGCUCAUGACAGUAGCGUCGAAAUCAUUAAAAGCCACAGGAGCGAACGCUGUGGUGACAGAGCGGACGGCAGGGAACCAACUGAAGGGAUCCUUCCAGUUGAGCUACAAUUUAGCCCCCACAGGCGAUCUACCGUUCGACUGCAGCGCUGCCACGAUGAAAAGUGAACUGGAAAAAUUGGGCACAGUUGGGACUCUGGAUGUGGUGCGCACGGAGAAACCGGACCUACAGGGAGGAUAUACGUGGACCAUUUCGUUCCUUACGCUGAAAGGAUCCCUUCUUCAAUUGGGCACGGACAUCUCGAAACUAGGAGAGACACGAACGGACGGUGCGGGGCCGUCUAUGGGCGUUCGCGUCGUGAGGACACGUCCAGGAACCGUUCAGGAAGUACAGCAGAUACAGGUGACUACAACGAACUCUAACGUGAAGGAUACGACAUCGUUUCGGCUACAGACGACCUUCGCAGGACAGACACUUACGACCGAUCCCAUUUUUGCCAAUCCGAUGAACAACGGCGCAUGCAUGCCGACACAGCCCGAGGUGCAGAAGAUCGCGGUGACUACAGUGGAUACGACAGCCACAGGUGGAGAUUCGAUAGUGUCGAAACAGACGGCUAUUCAGCUGGUGUACACUAGCAAUACGGAGGGCGGGGCGGUCUCGAAGACUGGGCCAAUUUAUCUGGAUAAAGCAGGCGACGGAGACUGUACGAAAGGCGCGACAACGAUAGCAUCAGAGUUAAACAAGCUUCCUGGUAUUACUGGUCCUGUGACUGUGAGCUCCAGCACUCUCCUCGCUACGCACGAGUGCACGUGGCAAGUGACGUUCAAUAAUCAGCCGGGUAAUGUCGUUCAGUUGAAAGCAAUCCCCGCUUCGAGUGCUGCUGCUGCGUCGGCUACGGUCAGUAUUGGAGACGACACCAUCGCACUCAGUACAGUCACGGAUGGGACCAUAAACAUUAUCAAAACGGAGCUAGAACGUCUAGCUAACGUCGCCCAAGUCACAGUGACGGCAACGGCGGGGGCAAAGCAGACGUGCACAUGGAGUGUGACCUUCGACGGCAACGCAGGGAACCUGCCCUUGAUGACCGUCUCCACUAACAACGGGGUUUCGUACGGUGCUACAGGAACUGUAAGUGGAGAUACAAUCACAGUAGCUGCGGGUACGGACGGCACAUCGGCAGUGCUCGGUGGCGUCUUCGCGCUCGAGUAUGAAGGUCAGCGUACGGGUUACAUGCCGUUCGAUGCCAGUGCGGCAGUGAUGCAAACGCAGCUUGAGACCCUCUCGACCAUCGGCAGUGUGGCUGUGUCGAGGUCUAACGCAGAUCCGAACAAUGGCUACGCCUGGACAAUCUCCUUUCUCAACAAUCUCGGGAAUCUUCAGCCACUUCAGCCGGACGCGCUAGCACUUACAGGAACGGCACCGAAAAUCGACGUGACGGAAGCCACGAAGGGUGUACUGCCGCCUUUCAACAGCAAAGACCGGACAAACGGCCUUAGUUUUGAUAGCGUCGUAAUCACAGACCUCAGCGACUUGUCCGUGACAGCGUACCAUGUCGACGAGAACGUCCCGUUCUACUUCCGCGUGUCCGCUAUCAACGCGGCUGGACGGGGCCCGCCAACCUACUCUACGCCGCAGUAUGCUAUCCCCACGGCACAGGUUCCGAGUGCUCCGACGAACGUCUCACUGUCUGCAGUUGACGGCACGACUGUGGCGGUGCGUUUAAGCUCACCAGAGAACGAUGGGGGAGCGUCGCUGGACUCGUACCGUGUCGAGUAUAGCACAAGUCCGAUCGUGGAUGAAGUGCAGCAGAUUCGCCUGGUUGUUCCCGUGACGAACGAGGUGCAAACGAUCAGCACGACAACGGAUACAGUGGGGGAAGUCCAGCUCGUUCGGUUAACCAGCUCGUACUCUGGCUCACCCGCAAGCGAGGUCCAACAGGUGAACUGUGACGCAGAUAGAAACACAGGAACGUUUUCUCUCACCUUCGCGGGCGAGACGACCGCGCCGAUACAGGCGAGUCAAACCGAUGUUCUCAAGAUCAAAGCCAUACUGGAGGAACUGAACGCGAUCACGACGGUGACUGUGGCGUUUUACGGUGGACAGACAACAGCAUGUCGCCCCUGUCCUAUCACGGGCUGUACUUCUGGGUUCAAGGUCACGUUCACCUCCGUCAUAAGCUAUCAAGGCGACAUGCCUCUCCUCACCGCCAACACGUACGACUUGGAAGGGAAUCGCCGCGUCGACAUCACCGAGUCAACUAAAGGCCAGGCUCCUGUGAGCGGGUCGUUCAAGCUCACGUAUCUGAGAGGCAAGGACGCUGACACAGUAACUCUCCAGUAUAACGCGCCGGCCGCUACUGUCCAAGCAGCAUUAGCAGCUUUGGAUUCGUCCAUGACGAUCCUGGUGACGGAUGGAACGAAUACGUUACCGGCCGCGAAUGUGGCCAAGGGCGAGCGCUUGUGGCGCGUGACGUUCCAGAACAGCGGAUAUGUGCCGGACAUGCUGGUUCGACCGGCGAACAACCUUCUCCAGGGUAACGGUGCUGGGAUAACAGUGUACUCUCGAGGCGCGACGCCGGACCCAGCCGUCCCAGUCUCCGUAGGCGGCAAUCGCGUGUCUGGAUACUUUAAAUUAAAGCUGGGUGGCCAUACGACGGAGCGAAUCAGUCACGACUCGUCCGAUACGACCGUCAAGAGCAAACUAGAAGCACUACCGAACGUCGGCACUGUGUCCGUGACGCGGUCGGCACCGUCACUAAAGAGCGAGUAUUCGUGGACUGUCACGUUCACUGCAAACCCAGGCAGUUUCCCUAUUGGAGCGGGCAACAUCGACACGCUGGUGGCCGAUUCGACUUUACUAAGAGGAACGAAUAGCCAAGCCGCAGUGGUCGUGGCUCAGCAAGGAUCCUUGCCACUUGAUGGCACUUUCCAGCUCUCGUACACUGUCGGUGGGGUCACCCAAACCACUGCCAACCUAUCGCCGUAUGACACCGGAGAAGGGAUACAACGAGCGUUGGAAACACUAUCCUCAAUCGGCGGCGUGAGUGUCUCGCGUCAGACCAAUUCAGACGGUUACUCGUGGUUUAUAACCUUCAAUGGAUGUAGACUCAACCCGGCCGUGUGCAACAUCGGGGACGUGACUCUACUCGAUAAAGCUACUACGAAUUUAAUCGGUGGAUUGUCCCCGGCAGUCCCCACAGUGGUGGUGACGGAGACCGUGAAGGGAGUAGCCCCCACUACGAUGCUGCUCGUGACUGAUUUAUCAGGAGGAGACCCGUUCCAAACGGUCAUUUCGAGCCUCACGUAUGGCACCAAGUACUACGCGCGCGUCUACUGGCACAACAGUGUGAGUUUUGGAUAUCGAGCGCUGCCUGUACCGGAGUUUGUCACAACGAGGAACCUACCGCCAGGUGCGCCUUGGCCUGUGACUCUCGUGUCCUCGACGGCGACGUCUAUUACUGUAGUUUGGGAGACGCCGACCGUAAAUGGUGGCGCCACAGUGAGCGGCUAUGAGCUCUGGAUCUCGGAGUGGGCGGAGUCGUCGUACAGGAAAGUUUAUGACCGUCCAAACGACGCCGUGACGCUGCAAACGACUCUGCAGACGACGGCGGAUAACGUGAUUGAAUCCGGUCACAAGUAUUCCUUCAAGGUGCGAGCAGUCAACUUUUGCUCGUCGGAGAAUACCAACGCCGCGUGUUACGGAGCCUUCAGUGAUCCGGUCGAGUACACGGUCCGAUCUCCUGUCGUUCCUGACCCGCCGGCGUCGUUGACGCGAGACUCUCGUACCACAAUCAACACGAACGCAGCGAACGACGGCAUCGCCUUCAUCAACUGGACGCCACCAAAGGACAAUGGCGGAUCCCCCGUGACCAGCUACAAGUUGUUUAUGGACGACGGGACCGGCUGGGCCCAGCAGACACUGAUAGGUAGUUUUCCUCACGGAUACUCGCACAAGGUGACAGGCCGAACGGAGGGCAAAGUCCUCCGCUUCUACAUCCUGGCCGUGAAUUCUGUUGGACCAUCGGGAAAGAGCCCCGUGCUGGCUCUGGUGCUAGCAAACGUGCCGUCCGCUCCAAGUGCGCCAAGUAUCACGGAUGUGUCGGCGACAGCGAUUAGUGUGGCGUGGCAGCCUCCUUCCACCUGUACAUCAACACUCACAGGCUGCAAUGGUUCUCCACUGCUCGGCUACAGAUUGUGGCAGUUUGCAGGCGUGACUGCAAGCUUUACGGCGUCUGGUUCCCCGGUCAAUGUGGAGAUUCAACGCAUCCGGACGACAGUCAGUGCCCCGGUGCCAGAGAUUCAGAGCGUGUCCGUCAUAGGAGCGUCCGGCAAGUUCAAACUGUACGUGAAUUCUCAGCCGACACCUUUGUUAUCAGCUAGUGCAACCGAUCUCGAAGUACAGACCGCCGUGGCCACGUGCGGGGUUAACCCGACCAGUGUGACGCACACGUCCACUGCUACAGGACGAACGUGGACGAUCACGUUCGCAUUGGCGGACGGUUCUCAAGCUUUGAUGGUGGUUGUCCCGGACCAACUCACCAACACGGUGCUUGCAGUCGCGUACACGACGUCCGUGACGCGAGUGCAAGCAGGAUCUACAGCACUCGGAGGCGACUUCACGGUGUCGUUCCACGGCUUUGAAACGGGUCACUUGUCCGUGACUACGACGGAUGCAGCUGAGAUGAAGCGGCAGCUGGAGAACCUCCCGUCCAUCGGUGUCGUGGACGUCACUACAACGGCAGGCUCUAACAACGCGAUGAUCUGGGACGUGACGUUCUUGACGGAGCUCGGUGACUUGCCGCUGAUGAAGGUGACGACAGGCAGACUAACUGGUGGCAAUCCGAAUGCUCAGGUCACCACAACACAGGAAGGAACGCCCGGUCGAGUGGUGUACGACGGUGCGACUUCGCCCGAUAUUCUGUCCUUCACGUCGACCAACUUGGUGUCCGAUACGCUGUACGCCUUCGUUGUCGUGGCUAUCAACGCUGCUGGAGACGGGAUUGGCGGUGUGUCCACGCCUGCUGUCGCAGCGUCGCCUGGCGCCGCUAGUAGCUAUACUGAAGCAUACGGGCCGGCGCUGUUGCAAGGAAUGGCAGGCAUUGUAUACGAGGUGCAGAGCGUGAAAACCAACGGACUGACUGGAUCGUUCACGCUGCGGUGGGGCACGUCCAGUCCGACCAGUGCGAUCGACACAACAACGACUGCGAGCGCUCUGGAAGCGAUGCUGCCUACGACCAUCUCCAGUCUUGGCGCAGUGCACGUUUCUCGCGCAGAUCUCAACGGCGCGGACUGUGUGUGGUACGUCACCUUCGUGUCUGUCGUCGGUGACGUCCCCAUGCUCGUAUCGAGCGAUACGACGCAUGUUCAGAUCGACGAGUUCGUCAAGGGCGAGGCGAACGAGUUCACUAUCGCUCCUCGAAAAGCGUCGGGCGACGUGGUGACGUACGCUACGCUUCCUGCCAAUUUUCAAGGCAAAGAUCGCUUCUGGACGGAGCUGUGGGCCUCGCCUCCGUCGGUCAUCGACGGUACCCAUGCAUUCGUGUCUGAAGGAGGCUUGGCCGUGUACAACCCAGUGGUGUACGAGAUCCAGACGCUGCGAUUUAACGGCGUGACGGGCACGUUUCGUCUGAAACUAGACACAACCGGCGCUCGCGCGGGUGGCGUAGUGUCUACGAACACUGCGCCGGUGGACGCCGCCGUGUUGGCUGCGGCGAGCGACGCCAAGGCCGCUGAUCUGAUUAAGACCAACUUGGAGACGCUCACUAAUGUUGAAAGUGUGCUGGUCUCCCGCGUAUCCACGGCUGGGGCCGCUCCAUGGACAUAUUCCGUCACUUUCGUUACCGACUUGUGCGACCAGCCGCCUCUGCAGCUGGUUGGAGACGCCACCUUCAUGGCUUCCGCGACUCUCCUUACUACAACACCUGUGCUGUUCACAGAGUUCCAGAAGGGAGUGUGUGACGUGCAGACGGUGACGACGUCGGCUAGCGUGGAAUCCACAGCCGAGGUGCAGUCCAUUUCGACGUGGCUAGAUGUAACCGGGUCAACAACGGCGUUGGGCGGGUCCUUCUCUCUUACAUUUACCGGUAUGGGUAGUAUUACAGUUCCGUACAAUGCCGAUGCCCCGACAAUGAAGAACCUACUCGAAUCUCUCAACGGGAUCGACGACGUGUCUGUGACGGUGAAGAGCGCCAACUACGGGACGCCCACGGCGACUACAGGACUGCAGACGUGGAUCGUGACGUUUAACGAGAUUAUGGGCAAAGUUCCAGACAUUAAACUCGACUUACCGACUUCGUUGACGGGCAGUUCCGCUACAGUUCUUAUCAAGGAGGUGAAGCGGAUGGGUUUGUCAUUGGGAGGCACGUUUGUGCUGAAUUUCAUGGGCGGGACGACGCACAACCUGCCGUUUGACAUCGAGGCUGUAGACUUGAAGAUGGAACUGGAGACGGCACUGAGCAACGUCCAAGAAGUGGACGUCAGGAAGGAGGAACGCUACAAUGGCAACCGCUGGACGAUUUCCUUCACCAAGAACUUGGGAGAUUUACCACUACUUGAAGCGUAUCCCUAUGCGUACGAAGUCCAGGAAAUCACAACGCUGGGAGGUUCUCCGACACCGUUGGAAGGCACCUUCAAGCUUUCCUUCUUAACGGAGAUUACGGCUCCUAUCGCGUACGAUGCUAGUGACGUGGCCAUGAAGCUCGCUCUCCAGGCACUGCCUUCGGUGGGGUUAGUCGGCGUCACUCGAACGGACAAACUGGACGCAGGGAACCGGUUCAGCUGGCAAGUGACGUUCCGUUCUAGACUGGGUGACAUCGGGAUUCUCGUUGCUGAUGCUUCGGGUCUCACUGGCAGCUUCCCCGACGUGAGCGUGACUGAACUUCAGCCUGGAACAAAGCAGUCGUUGACCGGACAAUUCCCUCAACUUGCUGUCUUUAAGAAACAGAGCGGGUUGCCCAGUUACACGGCGAGAUACAUUCCGUACGAGGCAGCAGACAACUACUCGGUCUCAGUACAGCAGCUUCUCUCGGGUGGAUUGUUGGCGCUUUACUUUGACAACUUUUGGAUGCAAGACGAGCCUGUGAUCGUCCGUGUAGACCCUCAAUUAAGCUUCGACUGGGGUCAAGGUGCUGUCUCUAACUACGGACGAGACUACAUUAGCAUCCGAUGGUUCGGUAAACUCGCAGUCCCCACGGCGGAUAUCUAUGUGUUCUACGUAUCGUCUAGUGAAGGCGUACGUGUGUGGCUGAACCACCAGCUUCGUGUUGAUACGUGGGAAGACGGCGAAGAUGAAGGAGGAACGCUGGAAAACUUCAGUGAAUCUUUAAAGACAGGAACGUUCUACGAUCUGCGCAUCGAGUACCAUGAAGCUUCAGGCGCUGCUUCUUUUAAAUUGUCGUGGAGUUCAUCGUAUCUUCCCAUCGCGCCGAUCCCCAGUAGUGCUUUGUUCCACGGCGAACACAUCGCUGGUAGUCCGUACCCGAUCAUAGUCACGCCUGGCGCAACAGACUUCCCGUACACGACAGCGUUUGGUGACGGUCUUACUAUCGCCACAGCGGGGGUGACAGCGCAGUUUAUUAUCCAAGCCAAGGACCAGAACGACAACAACAAAACUGUCGAUGGAGACGCGUUUGACGUGGAGAUCAAGGGAACAAACACGGGUACGGCGACGGGAGUGCAGCUCGCUCCGUUCGAAGAGCCCAAAUACAUCGGUCAAGGACAAUAUUUGGUCCGGUACUUGCCGUCCGUCAGCGGAACGUACACGGUUUCGGUACGGACAGUGAACGGCAUCGACAUCUACUGCGGACUGGGCAAGCUUCACAAGUGCAGCCCGUUCGCACUGAUCGCUCGACCUGGUCCGGCGACGCCGCAUACCAGUCAAGCGCUAGGGAACGCUGCCGCUUCGACGUAUGGCGUUCUCGAUGGUCUCAUUGAAGCUGUGGCUGGACUGGUUUCGAACUUCACGAUCCAAGCCCGCGACACGUACGCCAACGCUGCAGACGCCGAUGACGUGUUCGAGACCAAGAUGGUUCUUCAAACUGAUAGAUCGGUACAGUACCGCAGCAACGUCCUCGUCGCCGGACAAACGGGUCGUUAUGCCGUCGAGUACUCGAUUCCUUGCGCUGGAACGUACGAGAUUCAGACGUAUUUGAACGGGAUCCCAAUUCUCAUGUGUCCUGGAGGCGUGACAUGCCUGGCGUUGAACACACCCGCAAUACUCACGGUAGUACACAGCUUUUUACACGGUCCGAGCUGCACCGUGGACGAUACAUCGACCGGGGCGCUGAGUACAGCUACCAGUGGCCAUCAAACAACCUUCACAAUCUACGCGCGCGACACCUUCGGGAACUUACGGAAAGGUGAUCGCACGACGCAUUCGCUCACCACUGGCGACGGCAGAUCCGACGCCUUCCUGGUCACGUUUACGGGUAAAGAUGAAGUGUUUCGUACGUCUACCGCAGUGCAAACGCUUACGAGCGCCGACAAAACGAUCGCCGGGUAUUUCAAACUCUCAUUCGGAAAGUUCCGGAAACAGUUAUGUCCUCUAUGUGUCACCGCCUUGGUAGGCGACGUGCUGUCCGUGAGCUCCAACUUGGUCGGGAUUCUGCUUCAUGGAACCAAGUUUGUAGUGCAGGAGUGUAUCUUCACGGCCGCAAGUGUGACGUCUACCAGUGUGACUGUUGUUACCAACCACGGCUGCAUAGCCUUCGCUUCGCAAAAGUUCGCUCUCCAGGUCGCAGCGUCCAGUACAGCAGCAACGGAAGCACUGACGCCGUUAAUUCCCCACGAUGUAAGUGCUUCAGGCUUACGAUCCAUUCUCCAGGACCUUCACGUUAAUGUUGAGGUGGCAGUCACACGUACGAAUGUCGGGAGUGGAUACCAAUGGAGAGUGACGUUCCUUUCGCAUCUGCUGCAAUGGAGCGAGGCUCAUCUUGCAGUGGAAUACACGAACGAAUUCGCGUCCAGCCUGUACGCGAAUCCUCUCGUGGUGGCGUACACGGCAGCAGCAGGAGGCUACCCCGUGUGGUAUACGCCGCACUACGCCGGCUCGUACACGGUGGCCGUAACGACUUGGGACCGAGAUACCCACGUGAAGGGCAGCCCGUUUACAGUCCAAGUGACUGACGACACUACCCACGGCCCGAGUGCUCUAGCAGCGACAGGAGAUUGGCGGACGGAGAACUACAGCGUAGAAGCGCAGCAAAUGGUGAUCGAAGCAGGCAAGCCGCUGUCUUUCCAGGUGCAACUCAAAGAUACUCGUCGACUCGAAGAACAGGCCAUCCGAUUGCGCGCGGUAGUGCUAGCGCCAGUUCAAGAAGUACAGCGCGUUCGUGUGGAUGCCUCACCGUUCACGCUGAGCUUCCGCGGCUCGCCGGCUACAACUUCAUUGACUACCAGCAGCUCGUUCGGUAGUAUCACCGCCGCACUGGAAGCGCUCAGCACGAUUUCAACUGGUGGCGUGACGGUGACGCCCGAGAACGUCGCGGACACGACUGCAGUGUUGCAUCACGCGUUCCUGGUUACGUUCACCAAGGCAACGGGCAGCUUGCCGUUAAUGGUGAGUCCGAACACUGGGGCGACUGUGACGUCCUCCGUGAAGGGAGCAGUCUCCGUGCGACAGGAGACGCAGAUCUUGACGUGCACGUCAGCCAUGGCCGUGGCGUUGGCCGGAUCCUUCUCCGUCUCGUUUCAGGGAGGAACACCCACGGACGUAGCUGCGUCCGAUACACUGGCAACGUUCUCAAGUACGCUUACGACUCUGGUGGGGUCAUCGGUGUCGGUGGUCGCGGAAGGCGGAGUACAGACGACUGUGUGUGCUCAGACUACUUCAUCGCGGUUAUUCAUUACAUUUAACCAGCUGCUCGGAGAUGUGGCACCGCUCGCAUACACGAAGCCUGCUGGGUCUCAACUCACAGUCGUCGGCGAAGACAAUACGGACAACACAGUGAGCGGCAUUUACCCGGCUUGGGGCAGCUUCACACUUUUGUUACCUGAUCGUGCGGAGACGACCGUGAACAUCCCGUUCAGCGCGUCGCGGACUGCCGUGAAGAGCGCGUUGGAGUCGCUCUCGCUCGUGGAUCAAGUGACGGUGACGCGCGACUGGUUUGACAUCACCACUGAGACGGCGACAGCCAAGCUGGUCACGCUGGUGCAGUGGACAGUGACGUUCGACACCCACUCGGGCAAUGUGCCUGAGCUGGUUCCAGAUUUCUCGGGUAUAUCCAUGCACGACGAUGGUCAACACAAGCCGUAUAUGGAAACGGUGGAGCUUGUACGAGGUUCGGUGGGUAACAACCGCUCGGUUACAGCGAGUGACACGAAGGUUACGAUGACGACGACGUUGGAGAAUCCUGGAGUACAGGAAGUGCAGAAGCUUCUGUGCCGUGGGAGCCAGCCGUUCACUCUCACGUACGGAGGAGUGAGCAAAGUCAUCGCACCAGACGCGUCUCUCAAGGAACUUGAGACACAAUUGAACGCCAUUCCGGCCGGCGUACAGCUGUACGCGACGAUAGACGGCGUACGGAGGCCUGCGGCGGAACUGUCGACGGCUUUGAUGUUCUUCCCCGUAUGUAGCGUGACCAAUCCGCGCAGGAUCGAGAUUGUAUUCAAGACACCAGCGGAUGUCGCUCUGGUCGCUUGGAGCUCGAUCGGUAAUGAUAUGUAUAUCUCAGAGGCAGUAAAGGGCGUCGCUCCGAGCGAGACUGCGAUCAGGAUCUCCAAUCUUGAGGUACAGAACCUGCAGUGCCAAGUCACGGCUGCGGCAGCAGCUACCGCCUCGUUCGACCUCUCAUUCGCUGGAGAACGGAUCACAGUGGGGGCGAAUACUGUGCCUAGUGCACUGCAAACGCAGCUUAACGAUAUGAAGAGCAUCGUUCAGGCUGGCGGUGUGGACGUUACGAGCGUGUCACCUCAAGUUUGCACUGAUCCUGCGAGCUCUGUGGACAUCACGUUCAGGAAAGUAGCCGACCAGCUUUCGUUUGUAGUCUCCCAAGUACGUGACGGAAUCCUGCUGGCUCAAGUGACGGAGACGACGAAAGGACUGGACUCGCUUGUAUACGACGGCUCACACCCGGGACUAUUCAACGUGACAGCCACGCCGGUCGUCAGCGGAACGUAUGCGCUGGGCGUGGCAGUGCUGAACUUAGCGACGUUCUGUCCGCCAUCGUUCCAAGUGCAGCCGACACUGGCGAGUGGAGCGACCAGUACGCACACAGCACCGGCAGUUGUAACACAGGGAGUGACGGAAUGGUUCACCGUCCAAGCUAUCGACAGAUUCAACAACCUUCUCGAGUCAAGCACCGAGUUGGGCACAGACGCUUUCGUUGCGAAGCUGUCGCCCCCUCCCAUGCCGUCUAUGUUGGUUGAAUUGUAUCCCGUUUCGAUCACCGAGUCGCAUCCGAACACGAACGGCAUUUUCUCGCUUAGUUUCCUUCCUCAACGGGCUGGAACGUACACGCUGUCAAUUGUUCGACGCCAGGCGGGAGGUCUCUGGGCCAUGUACUACGCGACGGCGGACUUUACAGACAGCUACUUGAGUCGCCAAGACGCGAUGGUGUCGUUCCAGUGGGGGGAAACUUCUCCGUUAGGCGACCCGUUCCCGAACCGAAACUACUCGAUCCGAUGGAAGGGCGAGCUGCGGGCUGCAGUGUCUGGCCAGCACGUCUUUACACUACGCGCCGACAACGCUGUAAAGCUCGUUGUAGACGGGAAAGUGGUGCUCGAUCUGUUCGCCAACCCGACCGUGUCGUCCGCCAUAAACAAGUUUGACUCGAUACCGGUCGAGUUGAAAGAAGGUGGAUACUAUAGCGUGGAAGUCAGCUAUCGAACGAAGGACGCCCAGUCGUUCGUGAAGCUUGAAUGGAGCUGCCAAACGGCUGGUCUGAUUCGCACGGUGGUGCCAUCCGCGUCACUGUUUACCUCAACGGCGCUAGUCAACACGCCGUUCAAUAUUCAGGCGUACCCGGGCGUGAUCAACUCGACACAAAUACGCAACUCUUUCGAUGGGUUUAUGACGACAAACGCAAGUGACAGCGCCAUCGUGACCAACGCGCUGAGUCCGAUUACCUUCGUGCUGGAGGCGCACGAUUCAUUUGGGAACCGCCGAUUUCACAGCGGCAGUGACGCCUUCGAGAUUUCGGUGGUUGGCAUCGAUGGCUGGGCGCACAGUGGAAGGAUCAAUGACGUGACGACGAAAUCUGCCAUUCAGUAUGACCCGACGUUCAUCUGCAAGGCGUGCGCCGUCAGUUUCGUGGUUAGCACACGCACAUUGACACUGAACGUGGACGUGGCGAGUCAACUGGAAGCUGGUGUGCGGUUCCGCGUGAUUAGCGCGAACAGCGGCACUUUAGCGCGUCGCAGGGACUGCUUCUUCACUACUGAAAGCGUCACUGGACCAUUCUCCGUUGGCGCCGUCGCAAUCGUUGUCGUGUCUGCGAAUGGCUGUGAGGCGUUUAGCAGCUCGCAGUUCGAUGUAUCUGCCAUUGCGCCGACAGACUGGAACUACCUUGGUACCUGCUCGGUUGUUUCUGGUUCGACCUCGCUCACGGCGUGUAACCGAGACUUUGGACUAAAGCGUGGAGACCAAAUCACGGUCGGACGGGAAGUGAACAAUGUGCACAAUACGGCAGGUGUGCUAAGUGUCGUGGCAAUCCCGCUUGACCAACCCUAUCGAGGCGCAUCGAGUGAUUUCGUCCCUGUGUUCAAGGCCGGCGACACUACUGGUCGCCACACGGUAGCGAUGGUACCUUACGUGAAAGGUGUGUACAAAUUGAGCGUACGUCUGCCGGCAAUUGAUGCGGUACACGCCGUGAUCACCCAAACCGACUCGGCACUGGGUGGCUCCUUUUAUCUCUCGGUAGGUGGCAAGAUGACGACUGCGCUGAGUUACGCCGCUUUGGACACGGACGUGAAGACGGCACUUGAAGCUCUUUCGACUGUCGGAGUAGGCAACGUAGCAACGUCGCUGUCAUGUACGAAUGGGGAUGCCACGAAAGGCUGCCGAUGGCUGGUGACGUUCAGGCAUCUCACAGAGACCGUGGCUUCGAGUCUCGGUGCUUCGUACAGCGGCGUGUUGACCGGCAACAACGCUGUCGUUGUCAUCCUAACUCUGACACAACCGAGAGCAGCGCAGAUGGUUAAUGGUUUCCCAAAGAACGUACGCGUCAAUCCUGGAGUAAUGAACCCAACUGUGAGUACUGCGUACGGCCCAGGGUUGUAUGCUAGCACGUCUGGAAUUUUGGCCUCGUUCUUCGUCCAAAUGAAAGACACGCACGGCAAUAACCUGGAGAGUGAUACCAAUUACCUGCAGGUUCAAGUGUUCCCCGCCGGCUCGGCGUAUCUGUCAUCUCAGGUGGCCGAUGUCUCGUCCGUCGCGUACAUUUCUGAAGGACUGUACAAGGUUUCGUACACGCCCGUGCUCUCGGGACGCCACACUGUGGUGGUCACUACACAAACGUCACCGGAGGUUCACAAGGUGUCAUCAACGUUCGCAUUGCCAGGCACAAGUAGAGGAGGAACGUUCGCACUGCGUUUGUUCGGACAGACUACGGCGCCGCUAGUGUUUGAAGCUAACGCGACGGACGUCCAGCAGGCGCUGCUGAACCUGCCAGUUUUCGCAGAGACGAUGAACGCGACCACAGCUAUCACUGUGACGCGGGCGAUCAACAACCAGAACGGCUUCGACUACUUGAUCACGUACACGCGGCUUCCGCCAGAUCUGGAGCUGGACGUCGUCCAGACAGUCAACAAUCUCUACAGCGGUGAUGGUGGCAGUGGUGCGAUGUUGAUUUCUACGCUACAGACUUCACAGUCUCGCGAGCACGUCAAGACUUCAGCAACUCUGGGAGAACCCAUCGUGAACGAGCAGCAGGUCGUGACUGUGACGUCGACCGCUGUGUUGACUGGAGGCUCGUUCCAGCUACAGUUCGGCGCUCACACGACAGACCUGAUAGUCUACAAUGCCGCAGCCGCCACACUUGAAAAUCUGUUGAACCAGUUGCCAUCGAUCGGGACCAGCGGCGUGAGCGUGAGUCUGACGACCAGCACGGCUACAGUUCGAGCGUGGACUGUCACGUUCUUGGCCGCGACGGCAGGAACACCCCAGACGGCGUACUGGAACUCGGUGUUGUAUACGCCGAACCGAAUUGUGCGUCACGCUAGACUCGUUGGCGAUAUCCCAGUGUUGAAGCCUACGCCGACGCAUACGCUCGUUGCUGGUGCCACUCCUGACGGCACAGUUGCGGUGACCACACCAGUGACGGGUGUGAGUCCGUUUACCACGAUCGUCGCGCACGGCGCCCUCGUUCCGACCCAGUGUACUGCUGUGGAUGGGAGCACUCCGUUCAAACCCGGUUCAGUCAACGCAGUGGGGCAGAACGGUCUUCACUCGGGCAGAUUCCACUCACGUUCGAGCUUCAUCAUCGAGGCACGUGAUACGAACGGGAAUCUAUUGGAUGGAACGGGAGGAGGCUUUAGUGGAGCUCCCGUUCAGGAGCUUCAAAUCGUCGAGACGUUUAGCUCCGCUGGACUAGGCAACAAACUAACGGGCACCUUUGCACUGGUGUUGGAUGGACAGAAGACGGCGGCGUUACCGGCCAACGCUGGAAUCCAGGAAGUCGAGGCGGCGUUAGAAGCUCUCGACACUCUAAGCGGGUUUGUUACGGUUGAUACCCCUGAUGUACAGACGUUGGUGACAACUGGCACCGUUAUAGCGACCAAAACGUCAAACGUCCUGACCACGUCGGCGAGUUUCUUGACUGUCCCGGACUUCGUGGUAGGAGACUGGAUCCGUAUCGGUUCUCUAAGUGGUCCGGUCUUCUCUAUCACUGCGAUUACAGCCACGACCAUUACGCUAUCGGGUAUCUAUCAAGGAGUGUCGGAUAACGCAGCGAAUGUCUACAAGCAGAGCGAUCCAGGCGCUGGAUUCACGUACAGAGUCAAGUUUGCCGCUGAGUUGGGCGAUUUACCGGCACUAGCAGUCUAUACGACCAAGCUGGGCGGAGGAACUGGCACUGGAAAGGCCACAGUCACGGCGUGCGAUUAUCUACGAACGCAGCAGGUUCACACGACGGCAGCUUCGCAGAUUAGCGGCGAUUUUUCGCUGUCUUUUCGUGGUAACACGACGCCCAUGCUACCAUGGAAUGUGGACGCCAAUACACUAAGCCGUGCUCUCGAGGCUCUGGACGGUAUCCACUCAGCGACGGUUGCCACGCCAGUCACGGGAACGAACGGAGGAUACACAUGGCUGAUAACACUCGUGUCCACCGAGCCACAAGGCGAUCAAGACCUCGAACUGCUGUACGCUGAAGGAUAUCUGUUACUUGGUAAACAGGCUCGAAUUCAAGUGACGCCCGUGUGCCCCAGUACCAAGACGAGGGAAAACGUCAACGUUCAGUCGGUUAGUGGCAGUGAAGGCCACUCGUUUGUGCCCGUGCUGCGAGGCGCGUCGACCGUCGUGGCAGACGUGAGUUAUCUAGGCGGAGCGACGUACAAGGCCGUGUACGACACUCCUCGUGAAGCCGCGUACUCCCUCGACGUGCGAUAUGUGGCGCCGCGAGGCCUGAUGGGCAGUUAUUUCGACAACCGCUGGCUGUACGGCACGCCGACGCUCGAACGGGUGGAUCCUCUGAUUGACUUUAUGUGGAAGGAAGAACGGAUCACCCCGACAAGUCGAGAACAUGUUAGCGUUCGAUGGCAGGGCUACGUGAAACCCUCAUUCAGUGAGGACUACACCUUCUACGUGCUGGUGAACGACGGCGCGCGACUCUGGAUCGAGAACCAGCUCGUGAUUGACCAGUACGACUUCGACGUCGACGCUUCCACGGCGGUAGAGUUCCAGGCGAACGCGUCGGUGGCUUUGAUCAAGGACCGGCUUACGGAGAUCACCCUGGAAUACCGCGAGAAUUCGGGCGUUGCCUCCGUCUCGCUCUUGUGGCAGUCGCAUACACAACCGAAGCGGAUAGUGCCGAGUGCACGCUUGUUUCACCGCUCCGACGCCAUUAUGAAGAGCCCGUUUAAUGUUGUCACGCAGGGCUCUAAGCCUUCUUCCCCGACGAACAUCAGCUUGACGAUCAGUGCUGCUGACGCGCUACUCGUUCACUUUAACGCGCCAGGCGAUGACGGAGGGGCGCCUAUGACGGGAUAUCAAGUCGAGUGGUGGACGUACGGGGCGUACGGCUCGCGUGAGGUGCAGGUCGUGAAGAUCGCCACUGGUAACACUGGAGGGACAUUCACUCUAACACUUGACAACGGCCAAGUCACGGGACCACUGUCAGCCUCAGCGUUGUAUUCCGAUGUGGAAAUCGCGCUUGAGGCUUUGGACGGAGCUGGAGAUGUGACUGUGACGUCCGUGCUCUCAGCCAACUCGAGAGACUACACAAUCACGUUCAAUUCACGCGUCGGAACUGUGCCGGCUAUCCAAGUAGACACAACACAGCUCGUUGGUAGUAAAGCGUAUAUAGUGUGCUCAAAAGGAGCUACUCAAGCAUUAGCGAACGGUAUGCAGUGCACAGCGUCGGAAAGCACCACGAGUACCGUGCAACUACUGAGCAGCCCGGCCACAUUUACGCCCCCGGACGUCCCAAAGCGUGGGGAUCCGUACGCGUUCCUGAUCUCAGGUCUUAUGCAGCCUUCGGCUUCUGUUGAACCGAACACACCAGGUGAGGUAGGAGGUACGAACGGGCCUGGCUUCUCGGUGCGAGUACUUGCCAAGAACUCGGCAGGCUACGGCCUCCCUAGUGCGACAGCGUCCCUGAAGCCGAUGGCAGUUCCUGCUGCUCCCACGAAUGUCGAAUUGCGUCUUGUAGCUGGUUCGUCAACUAGUCUUCGACUGUGGUGGAACGCACCCACGACAAAUAACGGCGCGAUCAUCACGUACUACGUGGUGGAGUGGCGUCUUGAUCCGCCAGGCCGUUCGAACUCUGAGCCUUUCAGUAGUUUCCGCGAAACUCCGGGGUUCUUCCUCGCAGCACACCCUGCGUCGUUGAGGUUUAAAUACACUGUCGACAACCUCGUUCCGGGCGCCACAUACGCCGUACAAGUCCGCGCACAGAAUAUCAUGGGCGUCGGUCCAGUUGGACAACCCGUACCUUCAUUCGAAGUGCCCAGAAGUAAAGCCUCGCCGCUACUUGAUGGAACGGGUGGUGGCGUGGCUUUGAGUGUAAGACCGGCGUCCUCUUCCGUCCCCACGGCGGCGUCAUGUACGAGUUUACUGCUUUCGUGGCUUCCCGUGACAACCGCAGACGCUCAUGGUGCUGCCGUCACCAGCUACGUUGUUGACUGGUACCAGCCGCAGAGUGCCGAUACGUCUCCGUUCGAAGUUCAGACCCUACAAAUCUUCGGUAAGGACGCAGCAGACGUGGUCAAGGGCACGUUUCGCGUCCAGUACAGUGGAGCGUACACAGAACCUCUCGCUAUCGACGUUAGCGAGGCUGAAUUAGAGGACAGUCUGGAAUCCUUACCUGCUUUACGCAGCGUGGAGGUGGAGCGAACGGCGUUUCCGUCUCGUGGAGGAUACCAGUGGGCAGUCACGUUCCUAUCGGAGGCGCCAGCGGUUCUGGGUAAAGUGCUUUCAAUUGAUUCAACAACGUUGACGGCAACGAUCCUCACUACGGACGUGGGAGCACAACUCGCUGCUCCUGUCGGUAGUAGCAGCAUAACUGUAGCAGUAGUACAGGGCUCAAAUCAAGUCACAAGUACAGACACUGCAGCGACAGGUGCUCUGGUGGACAUGUACUUCUCGAUAUCUCAAGGUCUCUGGCGAGUGACGGCCGUGUCGGUAGCCACGGGGACAGCGACGUUAACGUUGUCAGGGAAUUUCCCUGGUGCAAACGGGAACUACCCAGCUCUACUGGGAUGGACUGUACCAGGCGUACUACCCGUCGACUAUCACUCCAAGACCAUACCAGCAACUAACGCUACAGAUACGUACUCUCUCGUGCUCGACGCUCUACCACCUGGUACGCCGUAUUCCGCUCGAGUUAGCGCCUGUAACUCGCUCGGGUGCAAUGCUCCAACCAUGGCGUCGCCGUUGACUUUAGCCGCACCGAAGCAGAAACCAGCAACUCCUCUUGACGUCGCUCUCUUUGCUGACAGUGGAUCCACUCUACGCGUACGCUGGCGACAUCCACCUAGCGAUGGCGGCAACGUUAUUACGCAUUAUCGUGUCGAAUGGGACCCAAAGCCAACGUUUGACUCAGGGGUUGAUUCCGCGGGGGAAAGCUCCAAAGGCAGCUCGCUCGGGUACGAACGUAAAGCUGUGGUGAAUCCCGGCGUCGAUUGUCUAUUGACGCCAUGUGAGGCUGUCAUUGGAUCACUGGAGCGCGGCACGCCGUAUUACGUGCGUGUCUACGCCUACAACUCGCUCGGCUACUCGGUCGAGGCUGGUUACCCCGUUGUACCUGGAUUUGGAGUGCCCAAAACGCUUUCAGAACCCCCAGUCCACGUAUUCCUUACUGCAACGAAAGAUCGAGGCCUGACCGUAUCAUUCAACACAUCGAGUGACAGUUCUGACAACGGCGGUGCCGACGUCACGCAGUACCAGAUCGAGUGGGAUGUAAUGGAUCUGGACGCUGUGAUCCCGGAUGUUGUGGCUGCUAUCUCGAGUGCGAAGACGGCUGCGACUAUCUCGACCAGUCUGAUCAACCGUGUGCUGUUUGCAGAAUACACAACACAGCUCUUACUGCUCUCAGCGACGGCGUACGACGUGCGCGGUUCUUUCCGGUUGGCAUUCCUAGAUGCCGUGACUUCGAGUUUGCCUUGGGAUGCUUCAUCGGACGCUAUUACCGCUGCAUUGGAGGCGCUACCAACUGUUGGUCGCGUCAGCGUUCGCCGCGUUGCUGCUGGGUUCGGAUACGCGUGGUUCGUGACGUUCUUGACCUCGCCGUUCCGUGCAGAUACAUCUACGGGCGACGUGUAUGGAGACAUCUCGCUACUGAAGGUGUCGACGGACAGCACGCAGCUUCUUACGGCGUUCAGUACCUCACAGACGGCGACCAGUACGUUAACCGGCACGGGGGCUAAACUAGCGACGGCGACGCUCAUACGCGCGUUCAAUGGCUUCGAACAGCAGAUUGUCAAGGUUUCAACUAGUGCAGGAACUCUGGGCGGGUUCUUCCGUUUGAGUUACAACCAGCAACAGACAGCGUCCAUCCCAGCGAAUGCAUCCGCGACGGCUGUAAAGCACGCGCUGACAAAGAUCACGGACGCUGGUGAUUUGGUUGGAGACAUCGACGUGUACAAGCGGCAAAGUGCGACCCCCACGGGCUUCGUCUACACGAUCGUGUACAAGUCGCGUCUGGGACCGAACCGUCCGCUUGUCAGUUGCAUUGGCUUAGACCUCACCAGCUCGUUAACGACGGCUACAAAGUCGUGUGAUACAACGCGCACACAGGGUGGCGGUCUCCCGGCGAUGAACAGUGAUCUGUACGGCGUCGCAAUAGUGAAAAAGACCGACUUGAGUAUCAGUGACGAUGGGAUGGCGCACUACGACGUGCGGGGACUGCGUCUUGGUGUAGGAUAUCACGUGCGAGUGUCAGCGUGGAACGGCGUAGGCAACGUAUUUGGCACGACGCGAGCGUCUACGCCCGCUCGGUUCAUAGUACAGAGCGUCCCGGACGCGCCGCGAGACGUGAAUGUUGAGCCACGUUCGCCUACCAAGUUGCUCGUAUCGUGGACGCAGCCUCUGAACACAGGAGGAGCUCCUGUAUCCAAUUACACUGUGCAGAUCGCAGCUCGGCGGGGCGUCGCCGAGCAGCAACUGAUCAAGGCAGACAGCUCGCUGGGCGAUUUAUCGCAGCGGCGUUUAAUGAUGAGACUUCGCGUCGGUGACGUGUCUGGGUCGACGACAGUACUGGGCAACGUAUCGAGCGACGACCUGCGCUCUGCACUCGCCAACGCUUUGAAUGUUCCAGGCGCGAUUGCACGUGUAAGUCGCAACAGUGUCGGCGUUUUCUCGGGGUAUGGCUACGAGUGGGUCGUCACGUUCAGCGACUCAAUCGGAGACGUGCCGCUCAUUGAAAUCUCGGAAACCAUUUACGAGAGCUUGGACAGGUCGCCCGACUACAUGUCGGCGUUGGCUCUGAGUGUCACGGAACUGGUGAAGGGCAGUGUCGACAGUAGUAGUAUGACAGGAGCUGCCGUCACUACGGUGGUCGUGACGCCACAGCACGAAGUCCAGCGAGUUUUCAUCUACAGCGGAUCUCCUGUAGAUUUGGGUGGAACGGUGAUGCUGAGCGUUGGAGGUGAAUCUACGGGCGCAUUAGCGGUGGACGCCACGUCGGAAGACGUUCGAGUCGCGCUGGAGGGGUUAUCGACGGUUGGUGAGGUGUCUGUGACUGUAACAGGUGAAGUCUCGGCGCGCUCGACUUUCCCGGCAACACGACACGGCGUGUACUGGGACCUGACGUUCAUUAGCUCAAUGGACGACCUGCCGUUGCUGGGCGUACGGACGGACGCCACGCUCCCGUUUACGUCAAGGGCUUGUGGCGGUACACUCACAGGCGUAACGCCGUGUGUGGAGGGUUUGAAGCUUGAACAGGGAGGAUUACCCACUCAGGCGAUAUUGAACCAGCUAACAAACACCACGAACUACGUGGUUCGUCUCGCGGCAUCUAACGAACAGUUUACGAGCAAGUUUGUGACCAUACCUGGUGCGUUCCAGCCAGUGGCAAGACCCUCGUUGGAAGUGCAGAACGCUCAAGUCGCUCCUCUAGCAACAGAUAGUCUGGGAGUAUCGUGGCAAGCUCCUCUGGACGAUGGAGGCGCUCGUGUGGUACACUACAAGGUGCAAUGGGACGUCAGUGCGAGCUUCGACUUACAGAGUAUUUUUUCAGGUUCAGAUAUCGUUCUGGUUGGAGAAAAAGACGACGAGUUGUUCGACUAUAGGAUCACUGGAUUGAGUUCAAGCAAGGACUAUUUCGUUUCGGUUGUCGCCUACAACGCACGGGGCUACGGCUCCCCAGUGACGGCACAGCCGGUCGACGCUCACGAGCGAGUAAGUCAUAUCACUGUCUCGGGGACGACACUCGACGAGGUAGCGCUUGCUACCGAGAUGAUGACGCUGUCCUUCGCUAAUUAUCCUACCAAGACGGUAACAAUAGGAGUUAUCUCUAGUGCGCUGGAGCUGCAAAGCGCGUUGCAGAGUCUUUCAGUCGUAGGCAUCCUGUUGGUCAAGCGUUCGGACUACUCCAAGGGACCUGCAGCUACGCCCUAUGAUACCAGUGGCGUGGACACACCCAGCGACCUGUUAAUGACUUGGAGUAUUACGUUCCGUACAGCUUCGGUUGAUGGAGUACAGGCCAGUGCGCUUGGAGCUCUAACAGUGACGCAUACGGGACAAAGUACAGUCACGCCUCUGGAGGUAGUAACCCCGAUCGAAGACGGUUCCUUAACCAUUCGACCGCGACCUGUAUCCGCCACAGGACCGCGCGACGUACGCGUUUCCAUUGUAGACGCUGCCUCACUUGGUGUAAGCUGGCUGCCGUCACUGUCGCCAUUAACUUCCAAGUAUCUCGUGGAGUGGAGCACAACGCCGGACUUUGCUGUGUGUCGAGCUGGAUCCAUUAGUAGUAGCGGCACCAGAACUAACUACGCCACCGCUGCAGCUAACUCGCAAGUGAUUAGUGCGACUCCCGUUGGGGCUGACGGUCGCAUCGCGUACACCAUUCUGAGUCUACCUGCCAACACGAAGCAAUACGUGCGCGUUUCGGCUUACAACGGGAACUACGGCUCCCCGGUCCUCGCUCAAGUCCUGUCCGUAAGCACGCCUAACACUGCUGGAGGCACGGCGGUUGUUACCGUUCUAGUAGGAGUCAAGAGUUUGACACCGCGAGCAGUGACCCCGUUCCGCCCGACGUCUGUGACCAUGCAGGUGAGUUCUCAAGACCAGCCAACGCAGAUCGAGGUGAACUUUGUCCAGCCUACAAAAGACGCACUGGGGUUCACGGCAGGGAAUGGGGGCGCGACGAUCACGCACUACCGUUUGAGCUGGUGGGAUCCGUCUGCUUUGGCGGCAAAUGCUAAAGCCGUGACGUCGUACGAUGUGCGAAUGGUGGACCCGACAGGCGCUACAUUAACGUGCUAUCCAGGUGCUUGUCUGUUCCGAUUGGGGGCUGAGGUGCAGUCGUUGUCGCUGACACCGGACGCAGUGGCCGGAACAGGCUCGUUCCGCCUGGUCCUGUCGUCGUCAUCUUUUACGACAUCGAUCUGCAGUACCUGUUCGCUGGCAUUUACUGCUCCUGUCAGUGGAGUCAUCACUAUGGACUAUACCGGCACGACGCCAGAUCUACAAACAGUGCUGGGUACAAACGCGCGCUUCAUUGUUGAUAAAGCGGGUGCUGCGUGUGUCUUUGAAGUUUCGGCGGUGGCCACGCUUCCAGCGAACAAGCUACCGAUCCGGUUCGUGUCUGCUGCUAGUGGCUCAACGACGUGUCCACUGCCACUGACACAAGCGACGUACACGAUUCACGUAGAGCCUACGACUGCCUGUAUCCCCGCGUCAACGAACGCUGCCGGACUGGUGACUGCGAUCUCGGGUUUAGUGGGCGGUGACGGUGUUGACGUCUCUCUUGACAUUGAGGCUGGCAACAUUCGGCACUUCAGGAUCACAUUUACAGGAUCGAGUGCGACUGGGGCUUCAGGCAGUUCACCGGCUCAUACGGCUGACGUUGCACAACUGGAAGUCGUGGCGACGGACGCUACGGGUGGCUGUGUCGAUGUCUCAGGGAAUGUUUGGACUGGUACAGAGCUUAAUGGCGGCUUGGUGACGCCCGGCGUAGCCUACGCAGUGCAGGUUGCGGCUCUAAACUCGGUCGGAAUAGGAGCACCACUGCGUGCGACGGCGUUGUGCCAUGAUCUUCCGUGCGUUGCAGGUGACGCAGUUCUGGCUCCAGUCGCGCCGCCUCUGGCGCCGAUUUCUGUCACCGUGGCAAGCAACCGUGCCGAUCGGACAGCAUUGAAUGUCGCCUGGAAGACCCCAAUGUCGAACAACGGUGCCACCAUCACGCAGUAUCUCGUGGAGUACUCGACCGCAGCCUUUGCCGUGCAGCCGUUGCUGUGCACGGGAUGCGUGUCGGCGCUCACAGCUGGAACAGCCUCUCUGGCGCCGACGCUCACGCUCAAUUCGAACACUGGGUUGGCCAGUGGACAGAUUAUAGUGCUUAGUAGUGUGUCUCCUGUAUGCAUUCUCACUGUAAGCAAGGAUGCAGCAACGUUUGUAAAGACAGCGUGGACUGGAUCGCUAGUCAUGUACAACCUGGAACGGCAGCACGGCUGCGACGCAUUCACUGGUCAAGCCGUGAACCUGAAGGCGUUGUAUGACUCAACGACCGACAGCUCAGUCGCGAUCCUGCCCAGCGUGGACGACCAGCAGUCUACGAUCCUCAAACCACUCACACCGAACAAGCAGUACACGAUUCGUGCCCGGGCGCAGAACCGUGAAGGGUACGGCGCGGCUCAAAUCGCCACGUUCAUUUGUGAACCGGGCAUCGAGUCCUGUGCUGCAACAGGAACGCUAGCAACCACGCGACAACUGCCUGCGCCGCCAACGUUGACAGUACCGUCCCAGUUGCUAGGAGCUGGCGUGGUCGGCGCGACGUCGAACGUCUUGGGUUUCACGAAGAACUCGUUGAUGAUCGCGUUCAGCGACCCCAAUAGUUGGUCGGGACUGGAGAUUAUCGACUCAUUCCGCGUGGAAUGGGAUACGAACGCAGACUUUCUGUCUUCGAACAAGCAGACGAUGAUCGUGACUCCUUCGGCUUCGAAAGUUCCGUCGCGUUGGAUGACUCGUCAGCUCUGUGCGAAUUGUAUUACCGAUCUGGUCACUGCUACGAACACACUGUCGGUGAGCGGAAGUCUCGGUCUCACGUUUGGACUGGCAAAAGGCGAUUGGAUCAUGGUAGGCGCUGGGUCGAUCACGUGCAGCUUCCAAGUGGCGACUACGGCACCGACGGUGUCUGCGAUCACCGUUGUAGGAGGACACGGAUGUGGAGACUUUACAGGGAAGACGGUCGCGCUCGACGCUCAGGAAACGUACGACUAUCAGCUAACAACAGGCCUCGCGAUGGGGGCAACCACGCACAUUCGCGUGACGGCUCACACCUCGAUGGGUUACGGCGCUCCAUGUGAUAGUAUUGCGGUUGCUCCGAUCACUUCGAGUGACCCACCGCCGUCUCCGUACGUUAUUCUAUCUGCGCUAACGCCCGACGAUGAAGAUGAUCCGGACGUGCGCGUGAGUUCGCUGCGCGUGUCGUUCCCACCGCCCACGAUCUCACAAGCGGAUCUCAACGGUAAUGGUGGCUCGCCCGUAACCAAGUAUCUUGUUGAAUGGAUCGACACGGAGUUCGCGAACACCAUUUCUCAAGUCCAAACGAUUAGCACAGCAUCAGAUUCCAGUGGCAGUGUAGCCGGCUCGUUCGUGCUUACAUUGGACACGACAACCUGUACGUACUGCCAGAUCCAAGGCAUCUUCAGCACGUCAGCACUGAGCGCGUCCGCGUCCGAUGAUGAUAUGGCACGAGAACUGGAGAAUCUGCCCAAUGUCGGCGACGUGACUGUGACGCGCGACAGCUGUUCGACCAAGAACCAGUGUACCUGGACGAUCACGUUCCUGAGCGAGUUGGACGUCGUGCCAGCUUUGACGUACACGAGUCGGCUAUCCGCUGCAGGCGGAAAAGCUACGCUUACGGUGACUGGCGGUACCCAAGUUGGAAGCCUGAACGGAGCCACGUAUUGCCCUUCAACAGUCAACAACGUACCGGUGAGUGGACGAACCAACUGUGGCGUGGUCGUCGUGGACGCUAAAACCACACCGGUUCCGUACGAGUACAUUAUCAAGGGACUUACCCCUGGCAACAGGUACUACGCCCGUGUGGGGGCGUAUAACGCACUGGGUUACGGACCGCGACGGGUUACAGCUCCUCGGUCGCUGAGUGUGCCGUUCGAGCCGCCGUCUGCUCCCAGAUCCCCGUUCAACAUGCUAGCGCCGCCGAUUCUUACGCUUGCUGGGCCUACGUCUCUGAUGAUCAGUUACGCCGCUCCCAAGUUCACUGGAGGAGCACCCGUCACAGGCUACAUGAUUGAAUGGGAUCCGUCUCCGGAGUUUGACAGCGGAUCAAACGGCGACGCACUUGCCCAAGUGACGGUAGCAGCUAGUACGUUGGUAGCUGCUGCAGACGGAGCCUUUCGGUAUACUCUCGAAGGACUGCCAACGCGACAGUGGACGUAUGUCCGCAUAUUCGCUGAGAACGGCAAGGUUGGGGCGGGCGUACCCGUGCUGACGCAACCAGCGCGAGAGAUGCCUCGAGGAAAACCGGGUGCUCUAAGCUUAGUAACUGUUGUAAAUGAUCUGUCGGCUCAGUCUCCUGGAACAGCGUUGAUGGUGUCGUGGCCUGAAGCUUCAGCGGAUGUCCAGCUGUACCAGGUAGAAUGGUACCAACAAGCCGUGACGGAGCCGUUGUUCGGUGCUCCCGUGGUUCAGCUGGUCAAGUCGAUUGGUACGAUCACUGGAGGUUACUUUAUGCUGUCAUUCGGAGACGGCAGUGACCUGUAUCCGUGGCGUAUGCUACCGGGAACCGUGGACGUGGAACAUGGCGCUUCGUUCUUGAAGACAAGUGAAGACCUGACCGGAUUGUUAGCCGUGGGAGACGUGGUGUUUAUCAACAAGCAGGCGUACUUGAUAUCGGCGACAGGUUCGUUCACAGCUUCGCAACUCCCUCUAGCCGAUGCGACGGGAUACCAAGCUGUUGGAACGCUAGCCAAGGACCUGGGCGCGUCAGCAACUACGUACGCUGGAGACACGGUGUUCGGCGCGAAAUUGUACACACAAUGGCGCACGACGCCAUUGCCGAUGGAUGUGACUCCUUCAGAUAUGCAGGAGGCUUUGGAGCUGUUGCCAAGCGUCGGCUUGGUGCGCGUUGAGCGCCUGUCAGUUGGUGCAAACAAGUACGAGUGGACUGUGACGUUCACGUCGCAGGUGCCGCGGACGAACCCGGCGUUCCCUCUACUCACAGCAAACGAUCGGCUUUUAACCCCGAACGGAGUUGGAGCCGAUGCAAAUGUCGCAGUGACAAGCAUCGCUGCUGGACAGGCCCCACAGGCUUUCGGUUCGGCCGUCGUAAGUGCAACUGCUGCAUCGGAUGAUGGUCUCGUCAUGUACAGCAUCCCUCAACUCGUUACGGGGGCGAUCUACUUUGUGCGAGUGGCGGCAGCAAAUGAACGCGGAGUUGGCGUCUUUACUCUGGCUUCAGCUACCGGUGUAGCGCCCACGAGAUCCCCGCUCGCGCUGGAAAACGUGGCGGUUCGUCCUCUAUCACCUCAACUUUUGGAGUUCUCAUUCGACCAGGUGCAGACGUCAGGAGGACGUGACGUGGACGGCUAUCGCGUCGGAGCGGCUUUGAACUCCAAGUUCGCGGAUCCAAGUGUUGUGCUGGAUGUACCUCCAACGACCAAGUACGCACGUGUGACUACAACCGCCCACACUGGCCCGUUCCUCGCCGGCAGUACAUUUUCUUUAGCAGCCGUGGACGCACGGUCUUUCCACGGCAGGAUGACCAAACAAGUGGACGCGUUAGCUUCUGCACAGGCGCUUACAGCUGGUUCUGCCUUCCUUCUGCGACUCAAACCGGACAUCACCCAAGGUUACGGCGCUGCUUCCUUGCACAACUCCUUCUCGCGAGGAGAACGCGUACGUAUUCGCAACGAAGAAGCCAGCGUCUGUCUCGACGGCAGCGUGGCGUGGCAGCUACGAACCACCGACACGGGUCUCACUAUCGCCGGGUACAGCGGAGCAACCAUCACGCUAUCGGCGGCACUGAGUACAGCACUUCAGGCGGUGAUCGUUGUAGGCACUCAGAUUGCCGUUGGUGCGGCUGCAAACGGUCCAGCAGAUCCCGCAGCCUGCCAGGCCGUCGUGACGGCGGUGAAUGCUGACAAACUGCACGUGGAUAUCAAGCAUUCCUGUGCCAACCCUGUCUCGAAACUAGCAAACGGACUGUCAAUCUUCGUGGUGAAAGGCGUCGCGCCAAUCACCAGUGCGUCGUACGAUGCCAAUACGGACACGAUAACGCUGUCCACGGCACUGGACAACCGUCUUGUGGAUAUUGUAGUGGUGGACACUCGAAUAUCUAUCGGAUCAACACCCGAAGCUGCUGCGACGUGUCGUGCCAGAGUGACGGCAGCUACCACUAUGACGUUAAAACUUGACCACAAUUGCGCCGAAGCAGCUACAAAAUUGGGUACUGGAAACCCAAACAUCUUCGUGCAUCGCGGGCCGGCGUUGCUACCGUUAUGCGAGGGUGACGAUCCGUGGAAAGCACUCGACGCUUCGAGUAUCGCAUUGCUAGUGUCCAACCUUGACGCAUCAGGAGGACGUGAGCCUUUACCUGUUUUUCGGAGCGACUCGGCUGUGAGUACAGCGACUGAAUUGGGCACGAUCGGAAGCAGCGCUGAGGUGACAUUAGUGGACGAGAUGAAGAUUAAUUGCGGGGACUACAUUCGUCUAGGCAGAGCGCCAAAUGAUGGACUCGAAGCUGAGGAUCUCGAAGCGCUAGCGACAUUCCGUGUACGCAGCAAGUGUGAUACCAAUGGAUGCGACUGCGCUCGUUCAGCUGUCACACGGUUAAAGCUAGGAAGUCUGAUAGAUCCGACCGUUGCCGUGAGUCUAGCACCAAGACUUGACCUGCUUCACGGCGGCGCUACUCGAGAGAUUCAACGGAUCGUGUUGACAGUCACUGGCGCUGCUGUGACCUACAACACCGGCGGGUUCCGUGUCCAAUUCGGCGACGAAGUGAGCUCUUUAACACUAGGCACAGGGGGCGACGGUGGCGCUUCACUAAACGAUGACGUGGGGUGUCUGGUGUGGGCUUCGGGUCCGCUUGCGAGUGAUGCGUCUCGAGAUAUGUUGACUCUGGAACACGAGCUCGAGAACUUUGCCGGAAUUGAUGACGUCCGUGUAAAACGUGCUCUCACAGAGACGUCUGGCGUCCGCGUGACGGUGGAGUACACGGUGGAGUUCAUGGGUGUGCAAGUGCGUGGCAAGGUGCCGACGCUACGGAUUCUGGACGUGGGGAUCAACGGCUGCAGCGCAUAUGUCGGCGGCACGGCCGGCGUACCGGCAGUACAGCGUGACCAGAACAGCUUCGUUACUGUUUAUCAGGCACCAACUACCCCCUCAAUUCCCUUUGACGCUAGUGAUGAAGACGUUAAGGCUGCGCUAGAGACGCUGAGUAUCGUAACCAACGCGGAUGUGGAUCGCCAAGUGAACAAGCACGGCUACGACUGGCGCGUCACGUUCGUUGAGUUCCCGUCUCCUGCGAUGGACAUGGAGUCGCGCGUGUUCCCGGCGCUGGUAGCGAACGGCCUCGCGUUACAGGCUGUGCAGUCUCCGGCGAUCAGCGUGACCCCGUUCCAGCGUCUUGAAGUGGACAUGAAAUCAUUGGUUAGCGGCGGUGGAGUGUCUAUCUACACGCGCGUGCGUGCUCACAACGCAGACGGGUGGGGCGACACAGCUGUACCUACACCUGUAUCGAUUCAACUCGCAGAUCAAGUACCCGAUGUCGUCCGCCUCGCACGCGCUGACGUCUUGUCUGGAUCUCAAGUUCUCGUUCAGUGGGAUGCGCCAGUACACGACGGCGGAGAGCCCGUGACCGAGUUCCGUGUGGAAUGGUGGCUAGAUGGUGCUCUCGCCACUGCUGCUAAGCCGUUUGCGGUGGUUCACGCACUUGAGGCGGCGUCUCAGAGUGUGACGGACGACGUUGCUACGAUUACAGUCUCGGCCCCAACUGCAGGCACAAAUACGCAUCUGUCUGGUACAUUCCGCGUGGGGUUUGACGGUCAAUGGAGCCCCGAACUCUCGUAUGAUAUCUCGGCUGUGGACAUGCAGAAGGCGCUUGUAGCGCUGUCUACGAUUGAAAACGUCUUGGUGAACCGCGAGCUGACGGCCGGCGGAUACACGUGGCUCGUGACUUUUUUGCAGCGCAAAUACGGCGGAAACCAGCACAAGAGAUGGAGGUCAGCGCUCGCUACGCAGUCCCCGUUCGGCUAUAAGCUGGAAGUGUCUGGGACGAACCUGUUGGCGUGCACGACGGCCGAGCAGAUCAGCUGUGUGCCGCAUCUUCCAACGAUUGUAGCCCCACGCGCGGCUGUAGAUGCUACGCCUGAACUGCAGCACCUGGUGUGCAUCUCCACGGGUAAUGUCGCUGUGGAUGCUACGAUGAGCUUCAAGUUAACGAUACUCGAAUUCGAGACAGGCUUGAUCCUGGGAACGGCAAACGCGCAGGCGCUGGCUACGGCAAUCACUGCCCUGGGUGUCGUUGGAAUCGUGAACGUCCGCUUCCGAAACACAGCGCAGACGACGGUGUGCUCUGCGAGUGCAACGGCUAAAGGCCUUACGAUCGAGUUCACCACGGCACAAGGCGACAUGCCACCGAUUGUUGCUACGACCAAGAAUGGAGUUGGCGUCACGAUCAAGGAGCAACGCAAGGGUCGAGCCCAGCUGCAUGUCGGAAGACUACCGUUCGCGUACGUGAUCGACGGGCUUGCUGCCGGGACGUACCACGCACGCGUCGCAGCGUACAACAGCGUGGGCUUUGGGCCGUUCCAGGAGGCGACGGACGCCGCCGAUUUGCUACUGGUGGCGCGUCCUCCGACCGCCCCGCGAUCUCUGCGCGUGAAGGCAAAGAUGAUUGAUUAUUCACACGGAAUGCUCGCGGUGUGGACCGCUCCGCGGAGUGACGACAGCAACACGGAUCAAUAUCGCGUGGAAUGGGAUCACGGUGCUGGGUUUUCAAGUCAAUGUGGAGAGAACAUCGAGACACAGACGCUCGUGGUAACGAACGCAGUGGCCAACGUCGCCAACAAGAAAUUCACAGUGCAAACAGCGAACGGAGGCACUAAGGUCGGAUGCGUGGACCCGGCGAACCUGGUGACGUCACUGCAGACACCGAUGCGGGCGCUUGGAGGCGUAUAUGCUGGCGGCACGGCGGUGAUGCAGGGAGAUGACUCGGCGACGUACGACUACGGUCGCACAUACACGGUCACGUUCCCCCAGUCCGUCGCGGUUCCUUCUGUGGGCUAUGACGCCGCAGAGAAUACCGCCAUGGCCACGUCUCCGGUCGACAUCCCGCUGUUGUACUGGGACGCCGCCGAUGCAACCUGUACGGCCUCGCCGCCCGACUCGGUUGUUGCGCAACGUACAACAUACGGCCCGGGACUCGAUGCCAAGCGUGGGCAGGGACGCAUUGGCUUUGAUGCCAACAACGUCUUUAACAACGAGUGUUCGGCUGCUCUGGCAGGUCCCAUCGCCCGCCAGACCGUUGACGCCGCAACGGCGACCGCGAACGCGUUCAAGCCAGAGAUCCUGAGCCUCGCAGCGAAGAGUGGCGUGUUUGAGAGCGCAGAUCUCGCUCGACCGGUAUUGUGCGAGUCCUGCGCGCAGAAACUCACAAUAGACGACUCAGGAAACGGCAAGUUGACUGUGACGACCUCCGUGGCCUUGUCCACUGGUGACUACUUCAUCGUCGCCGACAGCCCCACUUCAAGUACUUCAAGCACAACACUACGCUGCGUGAUGAAGGUGCUGAGCAAAAGUGGCAACGUUAUCACUGUAGAUCCCAACGAUCCUGGCCGCAGUGCAUGUGAGCUCCCGGUGACUUACGAAGCCAAGGCCUGGCGAAUCUCGCGCUUCGAACUACGUGCCCAUACGAUCCGAGACUUGAUUCCGGGACGAGAAUACGCAGUUCGGGUUGUUGCGAGUAGCAGCACUCUAGGAGAAAGUCCUGCACUCGCCACAGCCACCACAAUCACUGCUACGUAA
Messenger RNA from Phytophthora nicotianae INRA-310, 31698 nucleotides. RefSeq lists its product as hypothetical. The record is from RefSeq and is a predicted model, not a curated record. Gene Ontology annotation, molecular function: protein binding. NCBI's taxonomy places the organism in Eukaryota, Oomycota, Peronosporomycetes, Peronosporales, Peronosporaceae. Bases 1 to 31698 code for a protein of 10565 amino acids. The transcript has a single exon.